CUGUUCCAUAUAGUUCCCUCUUCUCUCUCUCACUCUCUCUACAACACUCAUUGACUAGUCGUUAAACUCAUCAAGACUUGUUCUUCCUUUUUUCUCUCUUUAAUUUCUCAUAUAACUCCCUUCUUCUUCACUCUCUUCCAUGUUCAAAAAAUGGAAACAAAAACUUCACAAAAAAUCAAAGUCCACAAAACUAUCACUACUAAGUAUGAUCAGAACAGGUUGACUCCUAGAGUUGUUCGGAUUUGUUAUACUGAUUGUGAUGCUACUGAUUCUUCAAGCGACGACGAUGACGACGAGAGGAAUCGAGUGAAAAAAUACGUUACAGAGAUUAAAUUUGAGAAGAGAGUAGCCGCCGUAGAUGUGAGGAAAUCGUUGAUUUCGAAAAAGAAGAAGAAGGUGAUCGAUUUGAAGAGAGAUGAGAAUGUUAAGAAGUUUCGCGGUGUUAGACAGAGGCCAUGGGGAAAAUGGUCUGCGGAGAUUCGAGAUCCGGUGAAAAAGACAAGGGUUUGGUUAGGUACUUUUGAGACGGCUGAAGAAGCUGCUAGGAAAUAUAAUAUAGCCGCUAUUCAAUUGCGCGGAGCUGAUGCUAUCAUUAAUUUUAUUGAGACGCCUUUGGAAAAGGAAAAGGAAAAUAUAAUCACUUCAGUAUCGGAUUAUGAUUCUACAGGGGAAUGUGAAAACCUCUGUUCUCCCACCUCAGUUUUGAGGCAGAACAACAAUCAUAAUAAUAAUAAUAAUAAUAAUAAUAUUAAUGAUGCUGCUGCGGCUGCGGCUGCGGCUGAUGCUAAAAUUACCAAUCAGGAGAUGAAUGACGAGAGCAAAAAAAUGGAAAUCGAUCAAAAUGGAUUUAUGUUUGAUGAUAAUUUGCCAUUAAUGGAUCAGAGUUUCCUUAAGGAUUUCUUCGAUUUUCGGUCACCUUCUCCAUUGAUGGAUGAUGUAUUAUUACCAGGUUUUAGCGAUGGAAUGGGAUUAUUACCAGAAGUGUUAAGUAUUCACGGAAAUAGAAUGUUGGAUGAAGAUUUGGAGACUUGUAAGUGGGCAAAUGAUUUUUUCCAAGAUGUUUGUUGAUGAUGGCUAUGGAGAAACAAUCAAAGUAAAUAUAUU
Molecule: messenger RNA, 1104 nt
Organism: Solanum verrucosum
Lineage: Eukaryota; Viridiplantae; Streptophyta; Magnoliopsida; Solanales; Solanaceae
Product: ethylene-responsive transcription factor CRF1-like
Exons: 1
Coding region: 151-1068 (305 amino acids)
Biological process (GO): regulation of DNA-templated transcription
Molecular function (GO): DNA binding; DNA-binding transcription factor activity
Source: RefSeq, a predicted model, not a curated record